Molecule: messenger RNA, 605 nt
Organism: Salvia hispanica
Lineage: Eukaryota; Viridiplantae; Streptophyta; Magnoliopsida; Lamiales; Lamiaceae
Source: RefSeq, a predicted model, not a curated record
AGAAACAGGAAAUGAUGAGGGGGCCUAAUAAGGGUUUUGAGUUAGGGUUUAGUUAGAAGAGGAGAGUGUAGGCAGCAAAAUUGAAAUCAAUGGAUUCGUUCUCGUCGCCUUCAAGCGGAUCAUCUCCACAAUUAUCAACGGAUGACAUCAUGGCUCAGCUUAGGACUCAGCUUGAGCAGGCUUAUGCCGAAGAAUUUCUCGAGGCGACCUUCGAACAAGGAUAAGGUCCUUUUAGAUGGACUCAGCAGACUAGUCCAGACUGUUCGAGGAAAGUGCUUUGACAAGUGUAUCACAAAACCUGGCAGUAGCCUGAGUGGGAGUGAGAGCAGUUGCAUCUCCAGGUGCAUAGAUCGUUACAUGGAGGCCACUGGUAUCAUUGGCAAAGCCUUGUUUAACCAACGCCAUUGAGUCUCAACAUUUUAUUUUACUUUACUUCUAUUGGAUAUUACCUUAAUGAAAGCCAUUGCAUUGUCCGAGAAUGAUUGUUUUUAGACUUGUACUCCUUUUCAUCAUUUUCCAUAUACCUUUCAAUUUCUUCAGCUUUAAGUUGUAUCCAGUGCUUUUUGGAAUCGAAUAACAAUGAAUGGCACAAGCUGUUUAUGCUA